GAGGAAGGGCGGGGACCCGGAUGUGUGUGGUGGUGGCGGCCGAAGAGCUACAACGCGGAGCUGAGAGGCCUAUGGAUGAGGAGGACGCGGCGGCCCCGGUUUGUUCUCAUGAACAAGAUGGAUGACCUCAACUUGCACUACCGGUUUCUGAACUGGCGAAGGAGGAUUCGGGAGAUCCGAGAGGUCCGGGCCUUCCGAUAUCAGGAGAGGUUCAAGCAUAUCCUUGUAGAUGGUGACACUUUGAGUUACCAUGGAAAUUCUGGUGAAGUUGGCUGCUACGUGGCAUCUCGACCCCUGACCAAGGACAGCAAUUAUUUUGAGGUAUCGAUCGUGGACAGUGGCGUCCGAGGCACCAUUGCUGUGGGGCUGGUCCCUCAGUACUACAGCUUGGAUCACCAGCCUGGCUGGUUGCCUGACUCUGUAGCCUACCAUGCUGAUGAUGGCAAGCUGUACAAUGGCCGAGCCAAGGGGCGCCAGUUUGGGUCAAAGUGCAACUCUGGGGACCGAAUCGGCUGUGGCAUUGAGCCUGUGUCUUUUGAUGUGCAGACUGCCCAGAUCUUCUUCACCAAAAAUGGGAAACGGGUGGGCUCCACCAUCAUGCCCAUGUCCCCAGAUGGGCUCUUCCCUGCGGUCGGUAUGCAUUCCUUGGGUGAGGAGGUGAGGCUGCACCUCAAUGCCGAGCUGGGCCGUGAGGAUGACAGCGUCAUGAUGGUGGACAGUUACGAGGAUGAAUGGGGCCGGCUGCAUGACGUCAGAGUCUGUGGGACGCUGCUGGAGUAUUUGGGGAAGGGCAAGAGCAUCGUGGACGUGGGCCUGGCUCAGGCUCGGCACCCGCUCAGCACCCGUAGCCAUUACUUUGAGGUGGAGAUUGUGGACCCUGGAGAGAAGUGCUAUAUCGCCUUGGGGCUGGCCCGGAAGGAUUAUCCCAAGAACAGACACCCUGGCUGGAGCAGAGGGUCUGUAGCCUACCAUGCAGAUGACGGGAAGAUCUUCCAUGGCAGUGGUGUGGGGGACCCCUUUGGGCCACGCUGUUACAAAGGGGACAUUAUGGGCUGUGGAAUCAUGUUCCCCCGGGACUACAUUCUGGACAGUGAGGGGGACAGUGAUGACAGUUGUGACACAGUGAUCUUGUCCCCGACUGCCCGGGCUGUUCGGAAUGUCCGAAAUGUCAUGUACCUGCACCAGGAAGGGGAAGAGGAAGAGGAGGAAGAAGAGGAGGAGGAAGAUGGCGAAGAGAUAGAACAGGAGCAUGAAGGCAAGAAGGUGGUGGUCUUCUUCACCCGGAACGGCAAGAUCAUAGGGAAGAAGGAUGCUGUCGUGCCGCCCGGAGGCUUCUUCCCCACUGUUGGCAUGCUCAGCUGUGGGGAGAAAGUGAAAGUCGACCUGCACCCCUUGAGUGGCUAGUGGGGUCGCCUAUCCAUCUGCCCUCCAGGCCUCCCCGGGGUGCGCUCACAGUAGGCCCUGUCUGUCAGCUCAGGCUGCACCUCUCUGUCCCUGGCCUGAGAGCAGUGGUAGCAGUGGGCCCAGAGGGCAGUGUUGACAUAUGUGGGAGGCUCCCCUUGAUGGGGUUAGUGGCACCUGCGAUGGGGUUAGUGGCACCUGCGUCUCCGUUACUUACUGGCCCUGAGUGAGUUGGAGGUAUAAGCCCACUUGCUGUCAUAUGGGCAUGGUGCUCGUCCGAGGGUAGAGUAGAGGCAGCCUGUCCCUGCCUCCCACAGCUUCCCUGAAUUCUCUUCAUUCCCUCUCCUCAUGUGAGCCAGUUGCUGCUGUCUCCCCCUGGCUGGGCUAGGGGGCCUGUCUUGGCCAUCUCUCCUUUCACUGGCUGCUGUCCUAAAACACCCAGGGUCUCCACUGCUUCCUGAGAGACGGUCCCACAUGCAACCCACCACAGAAAGCCUGAGCCUGGCUGUCUGCCCGCUCAUGAACAACUGUGUGUGUGUGUGAGAGAGGGGCUUUGUGGUGGUGUGGGACUGCAGCUUCUGCUGCCAUCUCCUGUCUGCACUCUUCAAGGCACCUCUAGCCCUGGCUCCCCAAAAUGGAGCCAAGGCACUAGGGCAUGUGUUGUAUUGUGGCUUUUUGCCCAGAGCAGCAGCUUGUCCCCGUGUUUCUCUUCACCUGCCCACCCCCACCCUGUGCCCCAGCUUGCUGCUUGUGCCAGUUGACUGUUUCUGCUCCAGUGUUUGAUUCUAGUGUCCACAUAGACCCCCAGCCAGCCCCCCUCUUCCCGUUUCCUGAGCUCCUCCACCCCAUGAGCGGGGAAGAAGAAAAAGCCGGAGCUCUUGGUCUCAGUUUGCACAGUGGGGAGGGCUGGGGAGGGGACUCAUUGCCGUGCUGCUGGGGCUCCCCUGCCCCUCCUUUUGGGCCCUGCACUAUGAUAUAUGAAAUGUAUGUACAGAUCAGAGAUGUUUAUACAGCCAAUAAAGACGGAGUUUCCGUAUUUAUCAGGA
Molecule: messenger RNA, 2447 nt
Organism: Arvicanthis niloticus (Nile rat)
Lineage: Eukaryota; Metazoa; Chordata; Mammalia; Rodentia; Muridae
Gene: Spryd3
Product: SPRY domain containing 3
Molecular function (GO): protein binding
Source: RefSeq, a predicted model, not a curated record